AUGACUUUAUUGAAAGAAGGCGAUUUAAAUUUUCAAAAGGCUUCAUAUUGGACUACAAGAUCGGAAACGACAUUGGCUAAAGACUAUAGUGCAUUGAUCGGAAUAUUCGAUGAAGAAGACAUGAAUCCACAUGCGCGAUUUACAGAAACAGAUUAUGUCAUGGCUAUCGUCAUUAAUGAAAACGAAUUGUUUUCAUAUUUUGACUCUGCUUUCUUACGUAAUUGGGCGAAUCCUGAACACUGGAAGAUAAAAAUAACUAAUAAAAAUAAAGGAACUUCAGAAAUUGAAGGAGAAAAGGACCGGUCUGACUCGAAACGCCAAUAUGAAGCACAGCCCAAACCCGAGUCCGAUGAUG
This is a messenger RNA of Funneliformis caledonium, 355 nucleotides long. NCBI's taxonomy places the organism in Eukaryota, Fungi, Glomeromycota, Glomeromycetes, Glomerales, Glomeraceae. The record is from the annotation of a GenBank genome assembly.